AUGGCGGAUAAGUUUUGGUUAAAUGAAGAGGGGAAGGCUAUGGUUGAAGGUGUUUUAGGCAGUGAAGUCACCGAAUACUUUGCGUGGUCGGCUUCAAAUAAUGUGCUGUCAGAAUUCACUGGCUUGAGUGGAGAUCUGGGAGUCCUGCAGGGUCUGCGCAAGAUUGUUGAAGGGUCAGAUUGGACUUAUGCCAUCUAUUGGCAAGUAGCAAAAUCAAAAUCUGGUAAGUCAGCCUUGAUAUGGGGGGACGGGCAUCUUAAAGAAUCAAUGGAAGGUGAGGAUAAAGAUGGAAUUUCAUCUGAUAGUCAAAAAACAGCUGAAAGAGAUCAAAGAAAACUAGUUCUUCAGAAGAUUCUCGCGUGUUUUGGGCGAUCGAAUGAUGAUAAAAUGUUGGCUAAGUUGGAUCGGGUGUCUGAUGUUGAGAUGUUUUAUCUCAUGUCAAUGUACUUUGCAUUUCCCUUCGAUAAGCCCUCCAUCCCUUCCCAGUCAUUUAACUCUGGCAGAUCAAUUUGGGUUUCUGAUGUGAAAAGCUGUUUGGAACAUUAUCAAUCAAGAUCAUAUUUAGCAAAAUCUGCACAUUUGGAGACAGUGUUGUUUGUUCCAUUGAAAUCGGGAGUUGUGGAGAUUGGUUCCAGAAAAUUGAUUCCUGAGGACCAGAAUGUCAUUAAGUUAGCAAAAUCUAUAGUUUGCAAACCAAAUACUUCACAGCCAAAAGUUUGUCCCAAAAUAUUUGGGCAAGAACUCAGUCUCGGAGGUACCAAAUCAGGUCCUAUCAGUAUAAGUUUUUCUCCGAAGGUGGAAGAUGAUUCUGGUUUUUCUUCAGAAUCAUACGAUGUACACACAUUAGGCAGUUCUCGAGUUUAUGGGAACUCAUCAAAUGGGCACCGAAGUGAUGAAGGCGAAGCAAAAUUGUUUCCACAGAUGAACCAGAUCAUUGUCAGGGGAUCAAAUUCACAAGACAUAGUUUCUAGUAUGGAUCAAACUAUUGAGGAUUCAUUACUUCUUGCUGAUGACCGGAAGCCUAGAAAGAGAGGUAGGAAGCCGGCCAAUGGGAGGGAAGAACCACUGAAUCAUGUGGAAGCGGAAAGACAGAGACGUGAGAAGCUCAAUCAGCGUUUUUAUGCAUUAAGAGCUGUGGUGCCAAAUAUCUCAAAGAUGGACAAAGCGUCUCUCCUCGGUGAUGCGAUUGCCUAUAUCACAGAUCUUCAGACAAAGAUAAGAAUCUUGGAAGCUGAGAAAGAGAUGGUGAGUAAUAAGCAAAAUAAUGAUGAUAUCCCUGAAAUGGAUUUCUAUGAAAGGCAUGAUGAUACAGUUGUACGAGUGAAAUUCCCCCUAGAUUCUCACCCGGUAUCUGGUGUUGUAAAGACGCUGAGGGAGCAUCAAGCUGUCGUGCAAGAAUCGAGUAUUUCUAUGUCCGACAAUGGUCAGGUGGUUCACACAUUCUCUCUUGAAACUCUGGGCGAUACUGCUGAACAACUUAAGGAGAAGUUGACUGCCUCUCUCUUGAAAUGA
Messenger RNA from Fraxinus pennsylvanica, 1512 nucleotides. The record is from the annotation of a GenBank genome assembly. NCBI's taxonomy places the organism in Eukaryota, Viridiplantae, Streptophyta, Magnoliopsida, Lamiales, Oleaceae.